This is a messenger RNA of Galleria mellonella (greater wax moth), 1157 nucleotides long. It is a transcript of the gene Rab8, whose product is annotated as ras-related protein Rab-8A. The record is from RefSeq and is a predicted model, not a curated record. Gene Ontology annotation, biological process: regulation of exocytosis; protein localization to plasma membrane; protein secretion. Gene Ontology annotation, molecular function: GTPase activity; GTP binding. Gene Ontology annotation, cellular component: plasma membrane; synaptic vesicle; endosome. Bases 69 to 701 code for a protein of 210 amino acids. The transcript has 5 exons. Lineage: Eukaryota; Metazoa; Arthropoda; Insecta; Lepidoptera; Pyralidae.
ACAAGUGAUUACUCAAAAAUGCCAAAUGAAUGGCCUAAGGAUCUUCUAAUCAGAUUGUUGUAAAAAAAAUGGCAAAAACUUACGAUUACUUAUUUAAAUUACUCUUAAUUGGUGAUUCUGGAGUGGGAAAAACAUCUAUAUUAUUUAGAUUUUCAGAAGAUGCUUUCAAUAUAUCGUUUAUAUCCACAAUUGGUAUUGACUUUAAAAUUCGGACAAUAGACCUCGAUGGAAAAAAAGUUAAAUUACAAAUAUGGGACACAGCAGGUCAAGAAAGGUUCCGUACAAUAACAACAGCAUACUACCGAGGGUCUAUGGGUAUCAUGCUAGUGUAUGAUGUUACAAAUGAGAAAAGUUUCGAAAAUAUAAAGAAUUGGAUAAGAAAUAUUGAAGAGAAUGCUAGUGCUGAUGUGGAGAAGAUGAUACUAGGGAACAAGUGUGACUUAGAUGCUAAAAGACAGGUUUCAAAAGAGCGAGGUGAACAAUUAGCUGUAGAGUACCAGAUUAAAUUUGUAGAAACAUCAGCUAAAGACUCUUUAAAUGUUGAGUAUGCAUUUUACACACUAGCAAGAGAUAUAAAAGCUAAAAUGGAGAAGAAACAGGAGGCGAGUAACCCGCCGGCACGGAGUGGUGCCCAUCAGAUCAAGCCUAACGACCCGAUGCGCAAGCCCACGUCCUGGCUGUCACGCUGCAGCCUGCUCUGACGGCGCCCCGCUGCCGCCCCGUGCCGGCCCUGGCCGUACACCCCGCCCCGCGAUACCGCACUCGCUAUUCUCUAAAGUGGACAGUUACAUACCCACCUCGACUAUAUUUUUCGAUCUAUAUUUUAUAACUGGUGCGUAAAUUCCGCGCGGGGAGCAGACUUGCUUUUUGUAUUUUUAUAUCCGCGACUUUACCUAAUAAUUUCGUCUUUUAGUUAAAGAUAAACAGUAUUCGUCAUAAAUUACUUGUACAUUGUUUCAUUUUAAAAUGACAAUUAUUUUGUAGAAUAAAAAUAUUCCUCGGUGUUCCAGUUUUUUUAAGUAAUGGUUUCAAAGGAUAUUAUUUCUAUAGAUUAUUUAGCUGUACUUUUUCAGUUCUAUUUUAAUUAAGAUUAUUGAUUUAUAUAUUUUAAUGUAAUAUAUUCUAUUUAAUUUGAAUAAACAAUGCUUUUAUACAUA